This is a messenger RNA of Saccostrea echinata, 6531 nucleotides long. RefSeq names its product nephrin-like. Gene Ontology annotation, molecular function: cell adhesion molecule binding. Gene Ontology annotation, biological process: cell-cell adhesion. Gene Ontology annotation, cellular component: cell-cell junction. NCBI's taxonomy places the organism in Eukaryota, Metazoa, Mollusca, Bivalvia, Ostreida, Ostreidae. The record is from RefSeq and is a predicted model, not a curated record. The transcript is spliced from 26 exons. The coding region runs from base 515 to 4618 and encodes 1367 amino acids.
AGGGGGAGCAUGUGGUUGGAUGAGAAAUUUAUACACUGAGUUGCAUAGGAUAUCAUUUUUAAUGACAAUUUCAUAAACUGAGGUUGCAUACAUGUUCCAUUUGGACAAGACCGAAACCAAAUAUGUGACUUCCUGUCUCUAUGGAGUUGCGUCUUACAAGAUACAGUGGUUUACAGAUUUCUGACAUUAUCAAGGCUAAAUGUUAUAUUAUGACCGAAGACCUAGCGGCUGAGUGUUUUGUAACACUGGAAUAUUAGGAGACAGGAUAUUAAAGAGGCUAGCACAGGGAUUAAUCUGCCUUAUCCUACUGGACAAGUUUUAUCUGUGAAGGAUUUUCUUUUCUUUUUUUUUUUAUAUUUUUGUGCAUAUAAAGUACUUUGGCAGAAUAAGGAUUACUUACUUUGCCAAAAAAAAAAUGUGUUGAAAGACAAAUAGUGUUCAGAAGAGGAUAUAACGAUGACAUCUAGAAUGUCACGGGAUUUUUUAAUUUGAGGAAGCCACCUUUUAAGCUGAGAUGAAGGAGCUAAUUUCUGUUGUGGUUGGAACUUUAGCUCUCUACAUUCCAGUCAGUCAAUGUGCUCAAGAAUUUGAGCAGCGACCAGCAAACAAGAGCAUAAUACAGGGCCAAAAUGUCAUGCUGGAGUGUUCUGUCCGCGAUCUGGCAGGAGUUCUACAGUGGUCCAAAGGGGGAAUCCUGCUCGGUUUGGACCCCAGCCUCCCUGGUUUUUCAAGAUACUCCAUUGUUAGAAAUACUCCUUCACAGUACAACUUGCUAAUAGAAAACACUAAACUUGUGGACGAUUCAUACUAUGAGUGUCAGGUAUCCCCUGAAACUGACAAUCCAGCACUCAAAGCUAGGGCCUACCUCACAGUGCAAGUUCCACCAGAGCAACCAGAAAUUCUGGGAUAUGCCAAUGCCAGUACUAUUGCCCUUAGCCCAGAUGAAAAUCAGCUGACUAUGACUUGUGAAGUACGCAGGGGACACCCAGCAGCCACUAUAGAGUGGUACCGCAACGGUAACUUGGUGACAGAAAAUGUUCGCACUUCCAAUGAGCCGGUGUCUGGAGGGAGUAAACUGAUGACUGCUAGGAGUAUAAUAACAAUUACCAACAUUGCAGACCAUCACAACUCUAUUUAUAUGUGUAGGGCCAAGCAUGAUGCUCUGAAUAAAAAUUGGAUGCAGACAUUUGUCAAACUAAACGUAUUAUCUCCCCCUGGUGUCCCAGAAAUCACUGGCUAUUCAUCUGGUCAGGUGAUCCGAGAGGGUGACACCCUGAGGUUGCUCUGCGUGUCAAAGGGAGGUAACCCUCUACCUCAGGUGAAGUGGUUCAGAAAUAAUGUGGAGGUGGACAUUUCUCACACCACAGACCCUGCCCAGUCUAUGAAUGAGUACCUGUUUUCAGUCAGAAGGGAGGACAAUGGGGCUGUUUAUAGAUGUGAGGCCUCCAACACUGCUACCAGUGCUCCUCUUACUGCGGAGGUUACCCUCAAUGUCUACUUCCCUCCUCAGACUGCCACAAUAACAGGUGGAGGUUCCCCAGUAAAGGCUGGACAACAAGUAACCUUGACCUGUCAAUCCUCCCUUAGUAAUCCCAAGGCCGUCAUUACCUGGUAUAGCAGGGGAAAAAUCAUCACAGCGAACAGUGACCCUACAUACACCCCUGGCAGUAAUGGAGGAUUCACCUCAAGGUCAUCUGUCACAGUGACCAUGUCUGAGCAAGAGAAUAAUGCUAUGUACAUCUGUAAUGCUGUUAGUGACAAUAGAGCACCUGUAGCCACAGCCAAUGUCACGCUCAGUGUACUUUACCCCCCAGGUGCUCCUACUAUAGAGGGUUACAGUGAGAGUGACCAUGUGGUGGCAGGGAAGGCAGCCAGAAUGACCUGUAAAUCUGUUGGAGGAAAUCCCACAGCUACACUCAAGUGGUUCAAAGGUAACCAGCCCCUUGUGUCAGUGUCUAGUACCAGUGGUAACAUGGUGACUUCAGAAUUGCCCUUCCUGCCCACUCCUGGGGACAACAAUGCUAUCUACAAAUGUGAGGCCUCUAACUCAGCCACCAGUUCUCCACUGACAGCUCUAGUCAAACUCACCGUCUACUUUGCUCCAGAGGGAGUGAAUGUUUCUAUGUCCCCCUCCCAGCCAGUGUCAGGACAACCCCUGCGUCUCUCCUGUGUAUCUGAAUCCAGUAACCCUCCAGCUACCAUUGUCUGGAUCAAGAACCAUGAUCAAAGUAGGGAGUUGCGUGGAGUCACAGAAGGGACGGUGCCAGCAUCCAAUGGUGGUUCCAGCACCACAAAUUACCUAAACAUCAGGCCCUCUGCAAAUGAUCACAAUGCCACUUACUACUGUAAGGCCAAGAAUGAAUAUAUCAACAAAUCUGUCAGUGAUGGACUACGGAUCAGCAUUCAGUUUGGUCCAGUUUUCCAACCCUCUGUCUCUCUGAUUGAAAUGAUUGAGGGAGAAUCAAAGACAGUUGAUAUGAAGGCUGUGGCUAACCCAACCUCCAUCACCUAUACUCUGUAUAAAGGAGGGCAGCAAUCCAGCAGCUUCACCCCAAACAGUGGCAAACUGAGGAUUAGUAACAUUCAGAGGGGACAAGCAGGGAACUACUCCCUGAAGGCCAGCAACUCCAUAGGCAGUGCAUACCACUACUUCCAGGUCAAGGUCAAAUUCCCAGCAGAGAUCAUAAGAUUUCAGGAGACAGUUUAUGCCAAUGAGAGGGAAUCAGCCUCUAUUAUUUGUGGUGUCAAUGGGAACCCAACAGUGGACAACAUGGCUGUGUGGUCUCGACCAGGAUUUGACAUGUCUAAAACCAAACAGGUGUACAGAAAUGGCGAGAGCCAGAUUAUGAUAUAUGAUCUAGAAAGAAGUGAUUCUGGGAAAUUCAUAUGCACAGCUGAUAACCAAGUAGCACAGCCCCAGACCAAAAAAGCCAACUUGGUGGUCAAGUAUUUUGCUGGUAUUGACAAGUCUCGACAGUAUGCAAAAGCAGGAGGAAAACAUGGAGAUACUGUGACCCUCGUCUGUAAGGCUGAGGGAACCCCAGAGAUGCAGUUUACCUGGCUAAAGGAGGACACAGAGUUGCAGAGCAACAGUAAAUAUGCGAUUAGUUCUACAUCAGCAGCCAACAUCUUUGACACAAAGUUUAAAAGCAGACUUACAGUAAGGAGUAUAGCUAAGGCUGAUUAUGGAACCUACACAUGCAAAGCUACGAAUGACAGGGGCGAGGACCAGUUUAAUAUUAGACUCAAUGGCACUAGUAAACCUGAUCCUCCCUAUGAUUUGACCUUUGUGAACUCAACCAAGGACAGUAUUACUUUCUCUUGGAAGCCUGGUUUUAAUGGAGGACUGGACCAGGAAUUCCGUAUCCAGUAUCAGAGAAAAGGUUCAAAGUCAGUGACCACCAAAAGUAUAGACGUGGAUAAAAGUGUCGACAAAAUUGUCAUGACAAUAAAAGGAUUGGAGCUUGGACAUGAGUAUAAGAUUGAUGUGCUGGCUAUUAAUGAGUUAGGAGAGAUGUGGGAUGAACAACAGUUCUCUGCUAAAACAGCAGUGUCUAAUGGUGCUAACCCUGGGGAUUCCUCGGCCACACCUGCCACCAGACAGAGCGGGGAUGACACCCCUGUCAUGAUCAUCCUCGUUGUCUGUAUCGUCGGAAUCUGUCUCCUCGCUCUCAACAUCGCUCUUAUCUUCUUCUUUGUUAGGAGGAGGAGGAAGAGAAUGGGUCACAGUGGCACCAGUAACCACUCCAAUGCCUUAGAACUGUAUGCCCCAGGUAAAGAAAACACUUAUCCAAUGUACCCUAAGACACCCUCAGAUGAGUACCAUAGUUAUGGAACCUACGAGAAAAACAUGGAUGACCUCUCUGAUGACUUCAGGAAUUAUGAGCCUAGUGACCAAAAAAGCACAAGUACCCAUAGCUCCAAUAUACAAUGUACCUGUUAUACGGUGAAGUUGAGUUCCCGAGUUAAUAGGGGGAGCUGCUGUCUGCCUCCAGAAUCUUCGGGGUCAUCAGGGGAUGAAGAUGUAAAGCGAGUGUUCUUACCUCCCCCUGCCUACAGUAAUCGUCCAUACUCACCAAACAAACUCGACUCACCUCCUCUCAGCACUCAUAAAGCCUACUUGUCAGACUCACGCUCAUAUAUAGACGACGACAGGGAGGGAAGCUGGCAGUACGAAGAUCCAUAUAAAAUGAAAGGAAGAAAGGGAACAUUUGAUCCUCAGUAUGAUAUGGGUUCACAGACUGUCAUUGAUGAUGACAGGUAUUAUGAUGAAACGAGACCAAAGCAGAGCAUCACAGACUUGUCUGAACGCUCCAGUCGCCCUCCUAGUCGUAGUGUCAAUUACAGGACCACACCCCCUCCACCCCCAGUUCGCUCAUCCAGUAAGGGGGCAGCCAUUAAUUAUGUUAAUCACACAGCACCACCACUGCCAGACAGAAAUUACGACGCUGAUGAAAUUCAGCAGAAUUAUAAUCCACGUUACACACCUUCUCCAGGUUCCAUUGCAUCAUUUUCAAAUAACCCAAAUGUGAUUACAAAUCCAAAUUAUGAUGGACCUUCGAUGCGUGCAUCACGGACAAAUAUAGUGCCUGAUGACAUGCGAGGACAUCUCGUGUGAUAAUAAAACUUGAUCCAGAAUUCCAGUAUUAUGUGAUAGUAUGAUAGACUGAUUAUAAUGCAGCUAUGUGCUAGUGUUCAUACAAAGAAAAGAUGAUGACAGUAAACAUGAAGAAGAAGCAACCCAGGUAUGAUCAACUGAGAACUUACAAGAAGGGCCAAGGCCCUGUAAUUGAUGAAGUCUCGGAAUCUGCCUUGAGAAGAAAUUUUUUUCUUUGUUUUUUUUUUAAAUAAAAUGUUUUUAUUUGUGCAAUAAGGAGAGAGAUAAUGCGUCCAUUUUCUACUGAUGGAGAAGAACAUUCCUGACUUGUGUAUCAGCUGUUUUUGUCAGCUGUUUUCUGUGAGAUUUCAUGCUACAUGUUAUUUGGGAGGAAAUUGUGCAUUAAUAUUUUUGAUCUGCUUAUGAGAUAUAUAUGUGUGAGUAAAAGUCAUUUUGUGUACCUGUUAUGUAUGCAUAUACAUUUUAUUUCAUGUGACUGAGAAAUAAGAUUUCUUCAUGUGCAUAAAGAUUCGUAUUUGUUUGUUAUCAUGUAAAAGUCAUACUUAUUUUUAAUGGUUGUGAGAUAACUGCCAAAAGUGUGUAGAACAGUGAUUUAUUUGAAUGCAUAAAAGAUGUAUUGUUUGUGCCAGUUUUCAGGAUACAUGAAAUGAGAUGUUUGUCUUGCCAAAGAAAUAUUAUUUUUCAUAUUACUGUUUUAUUAUGUUUGAAAGGAGUAAGAAAUGUUUGGGAUUUUAAAACGUAGAUUUUAAAAAAAUGAUAAAGUUGGUACAUGUACUAUUAAGAAGUUCAAGACCACACAACGAAAAAUUUAUUGUCACAGAAAUUGUUUAGAAGAUUGUUGAUUUUAAUGGCGAGAAAAUACUCAGUUUAUCUGUUUAUGAGUUCAUAGUGCUGACUGUAUUUUAGUUAAAGUUCAUUCUUUUAAUUUGUUUUCUUUUCUGCCUUUGUUAAGAACUUUUAUACCCACCUUGAAUAAAGUUAGAUUUAAUGCAUAUUUAAGAAUCACCUAUUUCGUCCAUCUGUCUGUCUGUAUGAGUUUCUCUGAAACAGAAAAACAUUUACAGUAUCCUAUCCUAAAAGUAUCCUUUGUGAACAGUUGAAGAUGGCAUGAGAAAUUGUCAUGAAUCUCAGGUGUUUGUUUUGAUAAAUGCCACAGAAGUGUUAUGAAGCUGACCAUAGAGAAUUUAGAAGGGUUCCUCAAGAUCACAUGUUGAAAAUAUAUGAAAAUAGUUAUCCUAGUCGUAGUUGAUCACACAGAAACCUGAUUAUUUUUUAUGGCAUUUGGAUAAAGUUUAAUUUUGGGGAGGGGUAGGAAAAUUAGCUUUAGACAUGCAAGAAAAGUACUGUAAAUCACUUUUUAUUUGCGAAAACUUAAUUUUCUCGUAAUUAUGUGAGACAGUGUGCUCACGAAAAUUUCAUUCUUGCAUAUACAUGUAAUAGUAUACCUUAAGAUUAUAUAGAGCAGUAACCACAUUUCAUGAAAAUUUUGUCUCGCUAUAAAGAGUCAAUGACCAUCUUACGAAAAUAAGGUGUUGCGAAAAUUUAGUGAUCUACAGUAGACGAAAUUCUUUGGUGUGUAACUAUUGGAUGACAUUUAGAUUCAGAAGAAAAAAGUUUUUACACCCUUUUAAAUUUCCCACAGCAUUAUUAAAUUAAUUGCAUUGCAGCAGUGCUAUAAGCCCAUUCAUGUAAUUAUUUCCUAGGAUUAGUUAUUGCUCUUGUCUUCAGUCAGUAUAAUGAAAAAAGGUUCAGAACAACCAGUAUUUCCUGUGUAUCUAAUGGUAGCAUUGGUCCAACAAGGAACAUUUAUCAAUGAUGAUGAUAAAUUUUCAUAAAAACAUAUAUGUCGCACAAUCAAAAAUAUGCAUAGAUUUAUGAGAUUUGAAUGGACAGUGAAUAAAAGAUAAAAUAUG